AUGGGACUCGCUGCCCCUCGAAAGAAAACCAAAAUUUCCAAUGAUCCCAAUAACACACAAUGGGCCCGAGCCACAACGGGCUUCGGCCAUCGAAUCAUGAGCUCUCAAGGCUGGACCCCAGGUGGUCGCCUCGGAGCUCGGGAUGCCGCGCAUGCCGAUCUGUUGACCGCCGCUAGCCACUCCCAUAUCAAAGUGACGAUUAAAGAUGAUACUUUGGGACUGGGCGCCCGUGUUGGGCGGGGAGACGAACCUACCGGAUUAGAUGCCUUCAAAGGAUUACUUGGUCGAUUAAAUGGCAAGUCCGAUGGCGAACUGAAGCAGGAACAGCGCAAGAGAGACGAUGUGAAACUGGCCCGAUAUGUCGCCCUGAAGUUCCAGGAAGUUCGCUUUGUCCGCGGUGGACUUUUGGUUCAGGAGAAGGUCGAAGCCCUACCUACUUCGAAGCCCCAAGAGAACCAGAAGGACCAACAAUCAAACGGAAAUGAUCAACUAUCCAACGACGAGGACGCUUCAUCUAGCGACUCAUCAACCGCGGCCCGAAAAUCCUCCAAGUCCAAAUCCAAGUCCAAAUCCAAAUCCAAGUCCAAGUCCAAGUCCAAAUCUUCGAAGAAGUCUCGCUCAAGCACCACCGAUGAUGAUGAUGAUAAUGAUGAUGAUGAUGAAGAUUCUUCCUCCAAGUCCGAAUCCAAGAAGAGAAAGAAAUCCAAGAAGAGAAAGGCGGAUACAGAUGAGAACACGCCCACAGAACAGACCGAUAAGUCACCUCAGGAACAGUCACAGGCUCCUGAGACUAUCCCAGAAACGACAACAGUUACAAGGGAGCGGCGACCAAUGGCUCGGCAGGCAUUCCGAAGCCGACAUAUUGCACAGAAAAAAAGAGCGCUUAUGGAUGAUAAAUCUCUCAAUGAGGUAAGCUUUACCCCGAUCACAAUUCCUUAA
Molecule: messenger RNA, 939 nt
Organism: Penicillium verhagenii
Lineage: Eukaryota; Fungi; Ascomycota; Eurotiomycetes; Eurotiales; Aspergillaceae
Gene: pxr1
Product: telomerase inhibitor/ribosome biogenesis protein PXR1
Exons: 2
Coding region: 1-939 (312 amino acids)
Molecular function (GO): nucleic acid binding
Source: RefSeq, a predicted model, not a curated record